Coregonus clupeaformis (lake whitefish) is the source of this 2380-nucleotide messenger RNA. Its product is annotated as calpain-5-like. Gene Ontology annotation, cellular component: cytoplasm. The coding region runs from base 69 to 2000 and encodes 643 amino acids. Gene Ontology annotation, molecular function: calcium-dependent cysteine-type endopeptidase activity. The transcript has 12 exons. Gene Ontology annotation, biological process: proteolysis. The record is from RefSeq and is a predicted model, not a curated record. Lineage: Eukaryota; Metazoa; Chordata; Actinopteri; Salmoniformes; Salmonidae.
GACAACUUGUCCCCCAAAAGGUCUGUGCACAGCCCUGUUUGCAGUUUGGAGGUUGCAGCGUCUGAACCAUGUUCUCCACGGCCACUUCAUACAAGAACCAGCAUUACUCUGACCUGAAGAAGGAAUGUCUGGAGGACAAGAAACUGUUUGAGGAUCCAGAGUUUCCAGUUACCAAUGCAUCCCUGUUUUACAGGAAACCACCUCCUGGUAUCGUGGAGUGGAAGAGACCAAGGGAAAUCAGCAAUGAGCCUCAUCUGUUUGUGGAGGGCAUCAGCUCCCAUGACCUGAACCAAGGCCUUGUGGGUAACUGCUGGUUUGUGGCGGCAUGCUCCUGCUUGGCACUGAAACCAGACCUCUGGCAGAAGGUCAUCCCUGACUGGAAGGAGCAGGAGUGGGACUCCAAGCACCCUGAGAACUAUGCUGGUAUCUUCCACUUCCAGUUCUGGGUGUUUGGGGAGUGGGUUGAUGUGGUGGUGGAUGACCGCCUGCCCACCAUCAACGGAGAGCUCAUCUACUGCCACUCCAAACUCAACAACGAGUUCUGGAGUGCCCUGCUUGAAAAAGCCUAUGCCAAGCUCUCUGGCUGUUAUGAGUCUCUGGACGGGGGCAACACUGGGGAUGCGGUUGUUGAUUUCAGUGGAGCCGUGGCAGAGGCCAUUAACCUGGAGGCUGAAGUUUUCCACAAAGACCAGGAGAAAAUGGACAACCUGUUUGAGGACUUGCUCAAAGUCUACGACAGGGGUGGAAUCAUCAGCUGCUCCAUCAAGGCGUCUCCUUCUGAAAGCGAGGCUUGGAUGGCGUGUGGGCUAGUGAAGGGCCAUGCCUACUCAGUGACUGCAGUGAAGAAGGUACGGUUGGGCCACGAUCUGAUGGCCUACUUCCAGAACAAGUCCAUCCCCCUGAUCCGCAUGAGAAACCCGUGGGGAAAAACAGAGUGGAACAGAGCCUGGAGUGACAGUUCAGCAGAAUGGGAAAAGGUUGGCAGCAUGGAGAGGGAUAAGCUUGGCAUCACAGUAGAAAACGAUGGGGAGUUCUGGAUGGCAUUUACAGACUGGUGUAAGUACUUCACGGACGCAGACGUGUGUCAUCUCAUCAACACCUCUCUGCUCACCAUCCACAAGACAUGGCACGAAGUGAUGCAUUUCGGGAGUUGGACCAAGCAUUCAGACCCCCUGCACAACCGCUGUGGAGGCUGCAUGAACCACAAACAUACCUUCCUACAGAACCCACAGUACCUGCUUGACAUGACCAAGGAGGUGGACGAGGUUCUGAUCUCCCUACAGCAGAGAGACAUGAAGAUCCACAGACGAAUCGGCCAGGGAGAGAACCUCACCAUCGGCUUCGCCAUCUUCAAGGUGGAACUGAACAGAAAGUACCGCAUGCAUAAGAUCAUCACCCAGAUGAACGUGCAAACGUCGAAGUACAUCAACACCCGCACAGUGUUCAUGAGGGUCAUGCUCCUUAAGGGCCGCUACAUCAUCAUCCCCUCCACCUUAAAUCCUGAGAUUCUGGGAGAGUUCAUGCUGCGUGUUUACACUGAUGUAGACUCAGGAUGCAGAGAGCUAACAGAACACAAGCCCAGGAUGAGGUGUUGGAGUGCGUUCACUGGCUACCCCCAUGCUGUGUCCCAGAUCUACGUCCACGGAGCAGAGGGGCUGGAGAACCAGGACAGCACAGGGGGUGCAGAUCCAUAUGUGAUCGUGUCCUGUGAGGGCCACUCAGUCCGGUCAACAGUUAAGGCAGACACCCUGGACCCGGUGUUUGAGACCAGAGCCAUCUUCUACAGAAAGAAGCCCAGGAAGCCAAUCACUGUGGAGGUGUGGAAUAGUAAUGCUGUGAAGGACCAGUUCCUGGGCCAAGUGGUUCUGACAGGCUCAUUAAAGGACUCCACCAACCCCCAGAGGCUCCAGCUAAGGAAAAGGGGCAGAGCGAUGGCCGACGAGAUGCCUGGCUCCAUCACCCUCCGCAUCGUAACCUGCACCGAGCUCACAGAGAUGUGACCUGGAUCAGCUAACUACUACCUGGGACACAUUGACAAUGUAAACAACACUCUGUCGCCUCUUCCUUACAAUAACAAUGCCAGACGGAGACUUUGGACAGGAGCUUAUCACUACAAGACUUAAUAUGGUUGUCAGAAUGACUAUCAACAUGAGCUCAUAAUCUAUUAAGGACUGGCAUGGUCAUGGACCAAGAAGAAACUUCAAGCCUUCUGGAGUUAUUUUUUAAAACUGUUAUUGCAGUAUUUUGUGUUUUGAAAGAUGAAUGAAUGUGAAAAAGUCAGCAUGAAGCAAGACAAAAUGCAAUUAUUAUAUACUAGACUAUACACUAUGAAACACAAUAGCUCAUUGAAGUGAUACAUACAGUGGGGAAAAAAAGUAUU